Clarias gariepinus (North African catfish) is the source of this 5599-nucleotide messenger RNA. RefSeq names its product adhesion G protein-coupled receptor B2 (gene adgrb2). The coding region runs from base 570 to 5078 and encodes 1502 amino acids. Gene Ontology annotation, cellular component: plasma membrane. Gene Ontology annotation, molecular function: G protein-coupled receptor activity. Gene Ontology annotation, biological process: adenylate cyclase-activating G protein-coupled receptor signaling pathway; negative regulation of angiogenesis; peripheral nervous system development. Lineage: Eukaryota; Metazoa; Chordata; Actinopteri; Siluriformes; Clariidae. The record is from RefSeq and is a predicted model, not a curated record. The transcript has 31 exons.
AGAGCGACACGCUCGAGAUCCAGCUGCGGAAGGAUAGACAGAGAGAGAGAGAGAGAGGGAGAUGUCGUGGUUGUAAAAUAAAUGAAGGCAGGAAGAACGAAUAUAUACAAUAUUAACUGCAUCACCCGGGAUAACGCGGAUUUAAAAAAAAAAAAAAAAAAAAUCAUGGUUUAAUUCGGUUGGGAUUAUGAGGAUGCUUGGAAUUACCGGCGCUUUAAGAUUGUGAACUAGUCUGGACCUCUGAUAACCUCCUGAUCUUGCAAUUUUUCAAGCAUUAUUAUUUAUGCUUUCUUUUUAUUUUUAAGUCUGUCUACAUUAUAUAUACUUAUUUUUGUUUCCCCCCCCCCAAAUGUCGCGUAUCCUCCAGUAUUUUUUCAUGCCCUCAUAUCCCGCGUGACCGAACCCCGGUGGGUGGAUAGAUUUGUGAAGAGCUUCAGUGAAAAGCUGCUUGAUCUUCUUCAAACUGAAGCGCAUCAUCAUGGACGGCGAACUUCAUUCGUACCUAAAAAACGCAUCCGGCACUGUCGAAUAACUGCUGCUGUCAGAGAGAUCAGGACAAAUGACAUAGGAUGAACACUGCUGCCCAGCUGUGUCUGUGUUUGCUGUCGUCCCUUCUCACCCUGGCCUGGGUGGCAGUGCCGCUGUGCCAGGCUUCCCCCUGCUCUUCUCUUGUGGCAGGGGUGUUGUACGGCUCCUUUUCGCUCAGGGACCUUUUCCCCGGCCCACAUGGCCUAAGAACUGGCUGUUCGUGGACCGUGGAGAACCCUGAUCCGACCAAGUACACCCUCUACUUCCGUUUCAACCGCCACGCCGGCUUUUGCCUAGCAUUCUCACCGCUAGUCUUGCCCCUGGACCACUACCUUGCCAACCAGACCUGUGGGCAAGCGCUGCCCGACCCGGAAUCCGUUGAGCCGUGCCAGGUGCCUGGUCCACAUGCUUUCCUGCAAUUCGAUAAGAACUUUGUGCAGUUGUGCCUCGCUGCAGAGACCAAACGUGAUGCAAAUGAAGCGACGGGACCUCUGUCCGCUGAAACGCUGGAUUUCAGGCUUGUGGAAGUUCUGCUGAUCAACAAUGAGAAUUCUAGCCAGUUCACGUGUGGCGUGCUGUGCCGCUGGUUUGAGGAGUGCCUCCGUUCCGGCUCUGGUAAAGAGAGCGAAGGUUGUGGAAUCACCCAGACUGGGUGUGUUUGCCCUAAUGCUGGUCCUCCAGUGCCGAUACUGCCUGCUACCCCACACAACCACUCUCUGGACCCCAGUGCCAGUGUGCUGCUGCCACCCACUGAUGACUGCUGCGUCACCCAACUGCACGGCAAGACCGGGAUCUCCAACAUUGCACCCAGAGACGUCCAUCAAGACUUUGACGAUGAUGAGCUGAAGGUGAAAACCCAGAGGCCGAGAUCGGCAGACCAGCCAGGAGUGUUCCAAGCCCAAACAGGUGAUCCAGCAGCCGAGGAGUGGUCUCAGUGGAGUGUGUGUUCACUGACAUGUGGGCAGGGUUGGCAGGUGCGUACCCGUUCCUGUGUGUCCUCUCCGUAUGGCACACUAUGCAGCGGGCCGCUGAGAGAGACACGCCUCUGCAACAACACUGCCACCUGCCCAGGUGAGCCACAGCAUCAAGCAGUGGAGGGGCAGUGGUUGGAUUGGGCUCCUUGGUCUCGUUGUUCAGUAUCAUGUGGGACUGGCACUCAGCAGAGGCAGAGACGUUGCAGUGUGUCUGUACAUGGCUGGGCCGAGUGUAAAGGCCCACACUCUGAAACAAGGGAGUGCACUAACCGGCCUUGCGAUGGAGGUGGAAACUGGGGAGCGUGGAACCAGUGGAGUCUGUGCUCAAAGACAUGCGAUUCAGGCUGGCAGCACCGCUUUCGGAUGUGUGAAGGCACAGGAAUCCAGAAUUACCCCUGUGAUGGAUCAGGGGAGGAAGUGCGCUCCUGCAAUGACAAGAAGUGCCCAGCACCUCAUGAGAUAUGCAAAGAUGAGUACCAAGAUUUAUUGACGUGGAAAAGAGCUUCAGCUGGAGAGACGGUCUACAACAAAUGUCCAUCAAAUGCCACUGGAUCUGCUAGUCGUCGAUGUUUGCUGGACGCUAAUGGAGUUGCUUACUGGGGUCCUCCGAGCUUCGCCCGAUGCAUCUCACUUGAAUAUAGAUAUUUACAUUUAUCUUUACGAGAGCAUCUUGCGAAGGGUCAGAGGACCCUGGCAGGGGAGGGCAUGUCUCAGAUCGUGAGGAGUCUCCUGGAGUUAAUGUCCCGCCACAGCUAUUAUAGCGGUGACCUCUUAUUCUCCGUGGAGAUUCUCCGAAAUGUGACGGACACCUUCAAGCGAGCAACCUACAUCCCAGCUCCCGACGACGUGCAGAAAUUUUUCCAGAUAGUCAGCUUAAUGUUGGACAUGGAUAAUCUUCAAAAAUGGGAAGAAGCUCACCAGGUCUCUCCAGGCGCCACGCUGCUAAUGCGAGUUGUGGAAGACUUCAUUCAUCUCAUCGGCGAAGCGCAAAAGCCUUUCCAAAGCUUUCUUGCUGUCACCACUAACCUCAUUAUCAACAUCCAGCGAGAGCCAGUGUCAGCUGUUUCCAGUGAUAUUAACUUUCCUAUGAAGGGCAGGAGAGGGAUGAAGGACUGGGCACGCUCAGCUGAAGACAAGCUCUUUAUCCCUAAAGAGGUCUUCAGUCUAUCCUCUGAUGAAUCGGAUGAGGCUUCCUACUUCGUCAUCGGAGCCAUUCUUUACCGCACCCUUGGCUUUAUUCUACCACCACCAAAAGAUCCACUGGUGAUCAGCUCCAAAAUCUUAACCGUCACAGUGCGUCCUUUACCCAAACCCACCGAGCCUGUCGUAGUGGUGGAACUGGCACCUCUGCUGAACGGCACAUCACAGCCACAGUGUGUUGUAUGGGAUCACACCAGCCCAGAGGCUGGUGAGGAAAACUGGGACGCAGAAGGCUGCAAAACACUCCCGUCGCCCGCCGUUCACACUAAAUGCCUCUGCAGCAAGAUCUCAACCUUUGCAGUGUUAGCACAGAAAGCUAAAGACCCGGAUAUGGGAACAUCCAGCUUGCCCUCAGUACCCCUUAUGGUAGGCUGUGGGGUUUCCUGCAUGGCUUUGAUCAUCUUGCUGGUCAUCUACGCUGCCUCCUGGAGGUACAUCCGCUCUGAGAGGUCCAUCAUUUUAGUGAACUUCUGUCUGUCCAUACUGGCCUCUAACAUACUUAUACUAGUGGGACAAUCUCAGACUCUCAGCAAGGGGCUGUGCACUGUGACUGCUGCCUUUCUCCAUUUCUUCUUUCUGGCCUCUUUCUGCUGGGUUUUAACAGAGGCAUGGCAGUCUUACCUUGCUGUUAUUGGCAAGAUAAGGACACGCCUCAUUCGCAAGCGUUUUCUGUGCCUGGGUUGGGGUCUGCCAGCGCUGAUUGUUGCUGUAUCUGUAGGAUUUACCAGAGCUCGAGGCUACGGCACAACAAACUACUGCUGGCUGUCUCUGGAAGGAGGUCUCCUCUAUGCGUUUGUUGGUCCUGCAGCUGUCAUUGUUUUGGUGAACAUGCUUAUUGGGAUCGUGGUCUUCAACAAGCUCAUGUCGAGAGAUGGCAUCUCAGACAAAUCCAAAAAGCAAAGAGCGGGUCCAUCGCUGGAGGCUCGUAGCAGACUGCUCCUCCAGUGCUCCAAGUGUGGGGUGAUCACCAGCACCGCUCUGUCCAGCUCCACCGCCAGCAGCGCCAUGACAUCACUGUGGAGCUCAUGCGUCGUUUUGCCAUUACUGGCACUCACAUGGAUGUCAGCGGUGUUAGCCAUCACGGAUCGGCGCUCCACACUCUUCCAGGUGCUCUUCGCGGUCUUCGACUCAGUCCAAGGCUUCGUCAUCAUCACCGUUCACUGUGCCAUGAGGCGGGAGGUACAGGAUGCUGUGCGAUGUAGGAUGGGUGGAUGUAAGGACGACAGUGAAAACUCGCCAGACUCCUGCAAAAACGGCCAGGUGCAGAUCAUGACCGAUUUUGAGAAAGAUGUGGACCUGGCAUGUCAAACAGAGAGAGGACAUCCAUUCAUCUUCAAGGAGGUGAACACGUGCAACCCAGCUAGCAUCACAGGCACACUGUCACGCAUUUCACUGGAUGAUGAGGAUGAUCCUAAGUUAGCCACGCAUCAAGAAGGCCUCAACUUCAGCAGUCUGCCUGGCAAUAUCCCUCCACCGAACCUCCUGGCACAGGUGCCAACUCUGGGCACGUUAAACGAACUUAAUGAGACACCCCGGAAAAAGGAGGUCAACAUGGAACAGCAGGGUCAGCACCAACGUUCUGCACCAGUUUACUUGUGCACGGAGAGUGCUCUGGGUUGGGCACGGUCAUCUACUGCCACUGACCCAACCAGCAGUAUAGGUGGUGGUGAAGGGGACUACAUGGUACUACCACGGCGGACGGUCAGCCUCAAGCCCAAUCCGAUGCAGGAAGAGGAAAAGCCUCUCAAUAUCAGCGUGGAAGACCCACCUUUUCCUCCGCCCCCUUCACCAAUGACCCUGCACCCGGCCGAGAGCGAGCCGUACCCAGCGGACUUUGCCACUGUGGACCAUGUUGGUGUAGGUCUGAACCGAUCCUAUGGUACUGUCAAGCAGGUACCCGGCCUCGCCAGUGCCCGCACGCUGCAGGUGAAGCCAAGCCGACCAUCCAUCAGGCAGAUCUUCACUUCCAGCAAGGCAGAACGCACCCGGACCCUGCCCCGCAAUUUGGGCAGUGCCAAUGCCAAUGUCUCAGCUGGCUCCCUGGAAAGGAAAAGAGUACGAUACUCUGAGCUGGACUUUGAGAAAGUGAUGCACACUCGCAAAAGACACUCAGAGCUCUACCAUGAACUCAACCACUCCACCAAGUUCCACACCAUAGAUAGGUAUAGCAGGGAUGCUGCCAUGGCCAAGUUUAAGGACAAGGCCACAGCAGAUGAGAAGCAAUCCUGGGACAGCUUUAAGACAAUGACAACUGAGCCAUCAUCGGGCUCUGGGGGACAAAAAUUGGAUCGAGUGGAGCUGCACAGUAAAGCUUGGGAUGCUUCUCCAGCAAACACUCCAGACACGUCUGAGGGAGACUUCCAGACUGAAGUGUAAAAAAAAAAAGAACACACACAGAGAAAUGGAAUGAGAUUUACCAAAAGGAGAAUCUAUCAAAGGAUUAUACAUUUGUUUACGAGAAUAGACCAUUGAAAAAAAAAAAAAAAAAAGACUUCUAUAUUUUCACAUGGACACUUUCAGUGAAUGAAAAUGGGGCUCGGAGAGUAUAUGGGAGAAUUUUUAACAAACUGUUUCUGAAAUGUAUUGAUUUUACUCUGGAAAGGAUUCUCUUUCACACAUUUGGAAAUUUGAAAAAAAAAUAUUUCUGCACCAUCCUUUUUAUAGAGAUAAAAAAAAAAAAAUUACCCCCUUUCUCUUGUUUCACAGACUGAUCGGCACCAUAGGGUUCUGUUCAACAUUUAUGUCCUGUCUUUCCUAAUAAAUGACUCUGUAUUUGGAGGAAGGGGGGGGGGGGGGAGGUUUAACACGAUUCAUUAAUAGGAUCAAGAAUCAAACCACUUUUGAACUUGUCAUUUUUAUUUCGGUUUUCCCAACGUUGUUUAAUUCAUUUGCUUAAA